GAGCCUUCUAUUACUACUACUUUUAUCUUGUAGGCGUUUGACAUUUGGUGAAUUUGUCCUCUUCCAAUGGCUUAAUUUACUUAAAUAAACUUUAUAGAAGAUGAUGAACAAUUCUACAUUAGUGAGGGAAGCUCACGAGGCCUUCGUCACCGGACAUAAUGGCUCGGCACCUCACGACAUCAUACUGGCCGUUUACCCAGCAAUUCCAGCUUCCAUAACUGCAGCGGUAGCUGGACAGAGAUUUCCAGGAUUGUUUGGACUCUUUUUGGAGUGUAUUCUUUUAGUGGUCCCUCUCACUCUAAGCUUCACCCAUCUCGCCAAUUACACGCUUGAGCUGAGUGCGCUCAUGCUAGCAACUGCUGGCGUUGCUGUCUUUUUUAUCAGUCCGAAUAUUUCACACACCAUCGACAAUAAUCAGAGGCGACUCAAAUAUUUAACUUCUCUGCGAGGACAGCUAAACCUUGUGACCGUUAUCGCCAUCCUGGCCAUCGACUUCCGUUCUUUUCCCAGAAGGUUUGUCAAGACUGAAGAAUAUGGAUACAGCCUCAUGGAUGUUGGUGCGGCAGGAUUUGUCAUCAACAACGGCAUUGUCGAGGGGAGAAAGCGGCCAUGCUAUAAGGCUGUAGUGAGAGAUGGCGCUAUUCUGACUGUGUUGGGAUUUGUAAGGUUGCUGUUAAUCAGAGCCUCUGAUUACCAACACCAUGUGACGGAGUAUGGGGUGCACGCAAAUUUCUUCUUCACCUUAGCUUUUGUAAAGCUUACGUGUUCUUGGUGGAUUUGGAGACUGUCUUGCAUCCAGAGCAUGCUAUGUAGCAUCCUCAUAAGUGUUUGCCAUCAAGUCUACCUCGUCUAUGGAAAUGGAGCUGCUUGGACAUUGAGCGAUGCACCCAGGGAUACGUUGUUGUCCGCAAACCGAGAAUGGGUCGUUGCACUUGCCGGCUAUGCUUCGAUCUACCUUAUUGGAGCUGCCAUAGGCGACUACAUAUUCAACAAGAGUAACUAUGGCCCUGGAAGGAAGUCUUCUUCAUUGCUCGCCAUAACUCUCGUGACAGUCGGAAUUCUGGUUGGGCUGCAUUAUUUUGUUGGUCCUCCGUCGCGAAGAUUGGGUAAUCCUACUUUCAUAUAUUUUUGUGUAUGCUUUUUGCUGAUAGUCCUCACCCACUAUGCUCUGAUCGAAGACGUUUUCAACAGCGUCCUCCCAGGAUUUCAUUUCGUACCGAUCACGUUUCAUGCUGUGAAUCAGCAGCCGCUCAUAAUCUUCCUCCUUGCCAACUUAAUGACUGGUAUAAUUAACAAAUCCAUCAAUACACUGGACGUAGCAUAUCCCCAGGACUUGUUGAUAAUUAACGGUUAUACAUUGGGCCUUGUCACCUUAAUGCUUUACCUGUAUUCAAACAACAGCAAAGAGAAGAGGCUGUAGGUUAUAGUGAAAUAAACAAGAUGAUUUUUAUAUGUAAACAGGUAUACUUUUGUAUAUAAAGACGUAUUCAGCAAUGCUUCAAUAUUUACGUAUGUAUGCGAUGACAGAGUGAUUAAAUGUGACCUGGAUACAUUGGGAUAUUUGAU
Molecule: messenger RNA, 1566 nt
Organism: Macrobrachium nipponense
Lineage: Eukaryota; Metazoa; Arthropoda; Malacostraca; Decapoda; Palaemonidae
Exons: 9
Coding region: 101-1420 (439 amino acids)
Biological process (GO): GPI anchor biosynthetic process; protein localization to plasma membrane
Cellular component (GO): membrane; endoplasmic reticulum
Molecular function (GO): glucosaminyl-phosphatidylinositol O-acyltransferase activity
Source: RefSeq, a predicted model, not a curated record